This is a messenger RNA of Nannospalax galili (Upper Galilee mountains blind mole rat), 10418 nucleotides long. It is a transcript of the gene Bptf, whose product is annotated as bromodomain PHD finger transcription factor. Gene Ontology annotation, cellular component: NURF complex. NCBI's taxonomy places the organism in Eukaryota, Metazoa, Chordata, Mammalia, Rodentia, Spalacidae. Gene Ontology annotation, biological process: regulation of transcription by RNA polymerase II. Gene Ontology annotation, molecular function: RNA polymerase II cis-regulatory region sequence-specific DNA binding. The record is from RefSeq and is a predicted model, not a curated record. The transcript has 30 exons. The coding region runs from base 124 to 8385 and encodes 2753 amino acids.
GGCGGCAGGACGGGGGGCGGGGGCGGCCACCUGGCCCGGACCACCCCGGCCCGCCGCGCAGUCAACAAAGUGGUGUACGAUGACCACGAGAGCGACGAGGACGACGACGACGAGGAGGAGGACAUGGUAUCGGAGGAGGACGAAGAGGAGGAGGAAGAGGACGGCGACGCCGAGGAGACCCAGGAUUCGGAGGACGACGAGGAAGAUGACAUGGACGAGGACGACGAUGACUCCGAUUAUCCGGAGGAGAUGGAGGACGACGACGACGACGCCAGCUACUGCACGGAAAGCAGCUUCAGGAGCCAUAGCACCUACAGCAGCACUCCAGGUAGGCGAAAACCGAGAGUACAUCGGCCUCGUUCUCCAAUAAUAGAAGAAAAAGACAUCCCCCCCCUUGAAUUCCCCAAGUCCUCUGAGGAUUUAAUGGUGCCUAAUGAGCAUAUAAUGAAUGUUAUUGCCAUUUAUGAGGUACUCCGGAACUUUGGCACUGUUUUGAGGCUAUCUCCCUUUCGCUUUGAGGACUUCUGUGCUGCUCUGGUGAGCCAAGAGCAGUGCACACUCAUGGCAGAGAUGCAUGUUGUUCUUUUGAAAGCAGUUCUGCGAGAAGAGGACACAUCUAAUACUACCUUCGGACCUGCUGAUCUCAAGGACAGUGUCAAUUCCACUCUGUACUUCAUAGAUGGGAUGACGUGGCCAGAGGUGCUGCGGGUGUACUGUGAGAGUGACCAGGAAUAUCAUCACGUUCUUCCUUACCAAGAAGCGGAGGACUAUCCGUAUGGACCGGUGGAGAACAAAAUCAAAGUUCUGCAGUUUUUAGUGGAUCAGUUCCUGACGACAAACAUUGCUCGGGAGGAGCUGAUGUCUGAAGGGGUGAUCCAGUAUGACGACCAUUGUAGGGUUUGUCACAAACUCGGGGAUUUGCUUUGCUGUGAGACAUGCUCAGCCGUGUACCAUUUGGAAUGUGUGAAGCCACCUCUGGAGGAGGUGCCAGAGGAUGAGUGGCAGUGCGAGGUCUGUGUAGCGCACAAGGUGCCUGGCGUGACUGACUGUGUUGCUGAAAUCCAAAAGAAUAAGCCGUAUAUUCGACACGAACCUAUUGGUUAUGACAGAAGCCGGAGGAAAUACUGGUUCUUAAACAGAAGACUCAUAAUAGAAGAAGACACAGAAAAUGAAAAUGAAAAGAAAAUCUGGUAUUACAGCACAAAGGUCCAGCUUGCAGAAUUAAUGGACUGUCUGGACAAAGAUUACUGGGAAGCAGAACUGUGCAAAAUUCUAGAAGAAAUGCGAGAAGAAAUUCACCGACACAUGGACAUAACGGAAGACCUGACGAACAAAGCUCGGGGCAGUAACAAAUCCUUUCUAGCAGCAGCUAAUGAAGAAAUUUUGGAAUCCGUAAGAGUCAGAAGCGGGGAAGAUAUAGACUGUGAUAAAAGCCUGGAAGAGAUCGAAAAAGACAAGAGUGAGAUGGAGAGCAACAGCUCCAGAGAUGCUGAGAAAGGCAGAGAGGACUUGGAGGACCAGUCCCUCGACAAAGACAGCGACAACAAAGCUUCAGACGACGGUCCUGGGCCAGGGAAACCUGAGGAGCCAACAGAAGUUGGGGAUAGAGGUAACUCUGUGCCAGCAAAUCUUGGCGACAACACAACAAAUGCUUCCGAAGAGACUAGUCCCUGUGAAGGGAGGAGCCCUGAGGGGUGUCUCUCAGAAACCCAUGAUAGCAGCAACAUGGCAGAGAAGAAGGUGGCAUCCGAGCUCCCCCAGGAUGUGCCAGAAGAUUCUAACAAGACAUGUGACAGCAGUAACACUAGUGCUACCACUGCCUCCAUCCAGCCUAAUCUGGAAAACAGUAACAGCAGCAGUGAACUCAGCUCUGUCCAGAGUGAGUCUAAGGCAGCGGAUGAUCCUGAAAUCGGAGAAAGAGACUCCCACACACCUGUCUCUGUUCAGGAAGAGAUAGGUGAUUUCAGAUCAGAGAAAUCUAAUGGAGAAAUCAGUGAGUGUUCUGGAGCAGGAAGAGGAGGAUCAGGCUCCACACGCAUCAUCACCAGGCUGCGGAAUCCUGAUAGCAAACUCAGUCAGCUGAAGAGUCAGCAGGUGGCAGCUGCAGCCCAUGAAGCAAAUAAAUUAUUUAAGGAGGGCAAAGAGGUACUGGUAGUUAGCUCUCAAGGAGAAGUUUCACGGUUGAGUACCAAAAAGGAAGUGGUCAUGAAAGGAAAUGUCAACAAUUACUUUAAAUUGGGACAAGAAGGAAAGUAUCGUGUCUACCACAAUCAGUACUCUACCAAUUCAUUUGCUCUGAAUAAGCACCAGCACAGGGAAGAUCAUGAUAAGAGGAGGCACCUGGCACAUAAGUUCUGUCUGACUCCAGCCGGGGAGUUCAAAUGGAAUGGUUCUGUCCAUGGCUCCAAAGUUCUUACCAUAUCUACGCUGAGGCUGACCAUCACACAGCUAGAAAGCAAUAUCCCUUCAUCCUUUCUUCAUCCCAAUUGGGCUUCACACAGGGCAAACUGGAUCAAGGCAGUUCAGAUGUGUAGCAAACCCAGAGAAUUUGCAUUGGCUCUAGCAAUUCUGGAGUGUGCAGUUAAGCCUGUUGUGAUGCUGCCAAUAUGGCGGGAGUCUUUAGGCCAUACCAGGUUACAUAGGAUGACAUCAAUUGAAAGGGAAGAGAAGGAGAAAGUUAAAAAAAAGGAGAAAAAGCAAGAAGAGGAAGAAACAAUGCAGCAAGCCACGUGGGUGAAGUACACAUUUCCAGUUAAGCACCAGGUUUGGAAACAGAAAGGGGAGGAAUACAGAGUCACAGGGUACGGUGGCUGGAGCUGGAUUAGUAAAACGCACGUGUAUAGGUUUGUUCCUAAAUUACCAGGCAAUACUAAUGUGAACUACAGGAAGACAUUGGAAGCAACCAAAAAUAUUGUGGAUGAACACAAGGAUGAAUCAGAUAAAAGAAAAAGUCCACGAAGUCCAAAAAAAAUUAAGACAGAAUCUGAUUCUGAGAAAGGUGAGGUAAAAGGUUCAGAUGCUACAAAAGGAGCAGACGAAGCUGAAAUGGAUGUCUCCAAGAUGUCUGAGGAGAAAGACCAAGAUGUAAAAGAACUUUUAGAUGCUGAUAAUGACAAACCCUUCAAGGAAGAACCAAUGGAGAUCGAUGACAUGAAACCAGAGUCUCAUGUAAACUGUCAGGAAAGUGCACAAGCAGAUGUGGUCAAUGUCAGUGAGGGUUUCCAUCUAAGGACUAGUUACAAGAAGAAAACAAAAUCAUCCAAGCUAGACGGACUUCUUGAAAGGAGAAUUAGACAAUUUACAAUGGAGGAAAAACAGCGCCUUGAAAAAUUGAAGCUGGAGAAUGGAAUUAAGGGAACAGGAAAAUCUUCUACAAGUUCUUUGAAAAGUCUCUCCGAAUCACCUGUAACAUCAAAAGCAAAAGAAGGGUGUCAGAGUGACUUCACUGACCAAGAACAGAGCCAUAGUGUAAGUAGUGCUAAGCCCGAGGACUCCAUGCAAGAGUGCUCACAAAGUGAUUCCUCAGUUCUUGACGUCAGUGAUCCUAGACUUACCACAAACAAAAAAGUCUGUCCAAAAGAUCAAGUAUUAGAUGAUAUCUCUGUUCAGAAUCCUGAGCCAUGUGAUCAGAGACAGAAAAACUCUGUUGAAAAUGACAUAGAUACCAGUCUCUCUGAACCUGCCAGUAAAGGACCUCAACUAAAUCAGACUAAAACAAAAGGAAGUGAUUACUUCAUUGAUGAUUCCAAACCAGAUGACAUUGGUACUUUGAUCUAUAAAAAUAGAAAAUCACCCCUACAGGAAGAUAAUGGCACCAUUACUUCUUCUUCUAAGAGUACUUUACCUACAUCAGUACCUAAAAGCACCAGUGACAAAGAUGCCCAGUCCCUCCCAAAAGGAAUGAACCUUGAUGGGAAACUAGGCUGUGACUCUGAAUACAAUAGCACUGUGGAAAAUAGUUCUGAUACCAUGUCUAUUCAGGAUAGCAGCGAAGAAGAUAUGAUUGUUCAGAAUAGCAAUGAAAGGAUUUCUGAUCAGAUCACGAUUCCAGAACAAGGUGUCGAAAGCAUAGAGCCUUCGAAGUACGAGUUUGUUUCUAAGUCCACUGAAAAUUCUGAUGACAAGGUACAAGGUAAAGUAACUGAGGCAAAUGGUAAAAAAAUAAGUCAACACGAGAAACUCGAUGAGAGACCAUUUAAUAAAAGUGUUGAUCAAAUAAGUCUAAAAAAUACCACUGACAAAAAGAAUAAUGAAAACCGAGAGCCUGAAAAGAAAGGACAGAAAGCAAAUAAAUUUCAAAUUAAUGGCAAAGAUAAUAAACCUAAAGUGCAUUUGAAAGGGGAAUGCUUGAAGGAAAUCUCGGGAAGUAAAGUAGGAAGUGGUAAUGUUGAACCAAAGGUCAAUAAUAUCAAUAAAAUAAUCCCUGGAAAUAUUAGGUCAGAGUCUGUUAAAGAAUCUGUUAUUAAGCCAUUUGUUAAUGGUGACGUCAUCAUGGAAGAUUUUAAUGAAAGAAACAAUUCAGAAACCAACUCAUGUUUGCUGAGUUCUUCAGACACUGAAGGUAACUACCGAGAUAGCCUCGAGACCCUGUCAUCAACCAAAGAGUCUGACAGUACCCAGGUAACCUCGCCCCCACCCUCUUGUCCAGAAAGCAACUCAUUUAAUCAGGUGGAAUAUAUGGAAACUGAAACCCCAGAGGUCAAGAAAGUUACUCCAUCUCCUGUUACUUCUGGAGAGGAAUCUAACCUCAGUAAUGACUUCACAGAUGAAAAUGGUCUGUCCACUAGCAAAGAUGAAAAUGUCAGUGGAGAAUCCAAAAGAAAAACAGUCAUCACAGAAGUCACCACAAUGACAUCCACAGUCGCUACAGAGUCAAAAACCGUGAUCAAGGUAGCACAGGGUGACAAACAGACUGUGGUGUCUUCCACAGAAAAUUGUGCCAAAUCCACUGUCACAACCACCACUACCACUGUAACAAAGCUCUCUACACCCUGUACAGACAGCGGUGUGGAUAUCAUCUCUGUAAAGGAGCAGAGCAAAACUGUCAUCACCACAACAGUGACAGACUCCUUGACCACUGCAGGAGGCACACUGGUGACCUCUAUGACGGUGAGCAAAGAGUAUUCCACAAGAGACAAAGUGAAACUGAUGAAAUUUUCCAGACCGAAGAAGACGCGUUCGGGUACAGCCCUGCCAUCCUAUAGGAAGUUUGUUACCAAGAGCAGCAAAAAAAGCAUAUUUGUGUUGCCCAAUGAUGACUUGAAAAAGCUGGCCAGAAAAGGAGGAAUCCGAGAGGUCCCUUACUUCAAUUACAAUGCAAAACCCGCCUUGGAUAUCUGGCCGUAUCCUUCUCCUAGACCGACCUUUGGUAUCACAUGGAGGUAUAGACUUCAGACCGUGAAGUCCUUAGCAGGAGUGAGCCUGAUGUUACGAUUGCUAUGGGCCAGUUUGAGAUGGGAUGACAUGGCAGCAAAGGCUCCUCCAGGAGGAGGGACUACACGGACAGAAACUUCUGAAACUGAAAUCACAACCACGGAAAUAAUUAAAAGGCGAGAUGUUGGCCCUUAUGGCAUUCGUUCUGAGUACUGUGUCCGGAAGAUCAUUUGCCCCAUCGGAAUCCCAGAAGCACCAAAAGAAACACCUACACCUCAGCGGAAAGGCCUUCGUUCAAGUGCAUUGCGGCCAAAGAGGCCAGAAACACCCAAGCAGACUGGCCCUGUUAUUAUUGAAACCUGGGUAGCAGAAGAAGAGCUGGAGCUGUGGGAGAUCAGGGCUUUUGCUGAGAGAGUGGAGAAAGAAAAGGCACAAGCAGUCGAGCAGCAGACUAAGAAGCGGUUGGAGCAGCAGAAACCUGCAGUCAUCGCAACCUCUACCACAUCCCCAACAAACAGUACAACCAGCACCAUCUCUCCAGCUCAGAAAGUUAUGGUGGCUCCACUGAGUGGCUCAGUCACCCCUGGAACUAAAAUGGUCCUUGCUACCAAAGUUGGAUCUCCAGCCACAGUCACAUUCCAGCAAAACAAGAACUUCCAUCAAACCUUUGCCACAUGGGUGAAGCAAGGCCAAUCCAAUUCAGGCGUUGUCCAAGUACAGCAGAAAGUUCUGGGCAUCAUUCCAUCAACUACAGGUCCAAGUCAGCAAACCUUUACUUCAUUCCAGCCCAGGACAGCAACCGUCACGAUUAGGCCUAAUGGCUCAGCCUCUGGAGGAACCACCACCACCUCACAAGUAAUCACAGGGCCUCAGAUCCGCCCUGGUAUGACUGUGAUUAGAACUCCAAUCCAGCAGUCGUCACUAGGAAAGGCAAUUAUUCGAACGCCUGUGAUGGUGCAGCCAGGGGCUCCCCAACAAGUGGUGACGCAGAUCAUCCGAGGACAGCCUGUUUCCACUGCAGUCUCUGCCCCGAGUGCGGCUUCCUCAUCACCUGGGCAGAAAGCCUUAACUCCAGGAACACCAGCUGGUACUCUACCGACUUCAGCCCCACCGACCCCUCGCCCCCAGCAAGGGCAGGUGAAGCUUACCAUGGCUCAGCUCACUCAGUUAACACAGGGCCACGGUGGCAAUCAAGGUUUGACAGUAGUCAUUCAAGGACAAGGUCAGACAACUGGACAGUUGCAGUUGAUACCUCAGGGGAUGACUGUCCUCCCAGGGCCAGGACAACAGCUCAUGCAGGCUGCAAUGCCCAAUGGUACCGUCCAGCGAUUUCUCUUCACCCCACUGGCGACCACAGCCACAACUGCCAGCAAUGGCACCACCGUCUCUACUACAGCAGCAGGUUCAAGUGAACAAAAACAGAGUAAACUACUACCCCAGACCCAAGUGCAACCAACCAAAACCUUGGCACCAGCUCAGCCAUCGAGUGUGAGCCCUGCAGAGGCCCAGCCACAGACUGCUCAGCCUGCAGUGCAGCCCCAGCCCCAGCCCCAGCCCCCAGCUCAGCCUGAAGUCCAGACCCUGCCUGAGGUCCAGACCCAGACAGCUGUCUCGUCCCAUGUCCCUUCUGAAGCACAGCCCACCCAAGCACAGUCAUCCAAACCCCAAGUGGCAGCACAGUGGCAGCCUCAAAGCAGUGUCCAAGGACAAUCUCCUGUUCGUGUCCAGAGUCCGCCACUGACUCGAAUACGUCCAUCAACUCCAUCCCAAGUGACUCCUGGACAGCAACACCAGGUUCAGACUACAACCUCACAGCCGAGUCCACUUCCACCCCCUGCAUCUCUGCAGACACCUUCCCAAGGCCAACCACAGUCUCAGCCCCAGGUGGUGAUGAAACACAAUGCUGUAAUAGAACAUUUAAAACAGAAAAAGACCAUGACUCCAGCUGAAAGAGAAGAGAAUCAAAGAAUGAUUGUCUGUAACCAGGUGAUGAAGUAUAUUUUGGAUAAGAUAGAUAAAGAAGAAAAACAAGCAGCAAAGAAACGGAAGCGUGAAGAGAGUGUGGAACAGAAACGGAGCAAGCAGAAUGCUAGCAAGCUCUCUGCUCUGCUCUUCAAACACAAGGAACAGCUCAAAGCUGAGAUCCUGAAAAAGAGAGCACUCCUGGACAAAGAGCUGCAGGUCGGAGUGCAGGAAGAGCUGAAGAGAGACCUGAAAAUGAAGAAGGAGAAAGACAUGGCGCAGGUGGUGCAGGCCAGUGCAGCAGCACCCACACCCCCGGUGACCGUGGUGCCAGCAGCACCCCCAGUGCCUCCUCCUUCUCCUCCCUCGGCACCCGCUCCACCACCCCACCCCACAGCCCUGCCACCUGCAUCUUCCCAGAAGAGGAAGCGGGAAGAGGAGAAGGACUCCAAGUCUAAGAAGAAGAAAAUGAUCUCCACUACCUCAAAGGAAACUAAGAAGGACACAAAGCUUUACUGUAUCUGUAAAACGCCUUACGAUGAGUCAAAAUUUUAUAUUGGCUGUGAUCGGUGUCAGAAUUGGUACCACGGGCGCUGUGUUGGCAUCUUGCAAAGUGAGGCAGAGCUCAUUGACGAGUAUGUCUGUCCACAGUGCCAGUCGACAGAGGAUGCCAUGACAGUGCUCACACCACUGACAGAGAAAGACUAUGAGGGCUUGAAGAGGGUACUGCGCUCCUUACAGGCCCAUAAGAUGGCCUGGCCUUUCCUUGAACCAGUAGACCCCAAUGAUGCACCAGAUUAUUAUGGUGUUAUUAAGGAACCCAUGGAUCUUGCCACCAUGGAAGAAAGAGUACAAAAACGAUAUUAUGAAAAGCUGACGGAAUUUGUGGCAGAUAUGACCAAAAUUUUUGAUAACUGUCGUUACUACAAUCCAAGUGACUCCCCUUUUUACCAGUGUGCAGAGGUUCUUGAAUCAUUCUUUGUACAGAAAUUGAAAGGAUUCAAGGCUAGCAGGUCUCAUAACAACAAACUGCAGUCUACAGCUUCUUAAAGUUCAGCGUGUAAACUUAACCUAAAACACAGCAAGAAUCUGGUUGUCUGAACUAUUUUAAAUUAAAGAGCCAGAUGUUUUUAGUCAGGUUAUCCUGACAAGACUUGACCUAAACUUCGUUUUUAUUGGUCAUAACAGUCCAAUUGUAUUCUUGGCCAAUUUUGUCCAACGGACAAAGGAAAAGCAAAGUCAACGACACCAUUAUCUUGUCAAGAUCAAAUGGUUUUACUAUUGUGGCAGAAGCGGGAAAACUUUGUUUAUUGAAAAAAAAAGAAAAAGAAAGCAAGAAAAAAAAAGAUGCUAUGGGGUCCAGUGUAACUCCAUGGAAAUGCCACGUCUGCUCUUCAGUGAAGAAGCUGGUUUAGAGUCUCACAGAAAACUUUUGACUGUAUUUAUUUAUUGUUGCAAAAAAGACGCUUUUUUAUUGCUGCCCUCAUUUGUCAGCUAAUUAUUUUUUCUUAUAAAAUCCAGCCCCGGUUCCAUGUAUCCAUCCUGUAUCUUAUCAUGAUUCCUGUAGGUAAAGUACAAGACGACCUCUAGAUGUCUUUUCUUUCUAUGAAAGGAGCUGCUAUGUACACAUGUGCACACACAACUGGGAAUCAACAAUGAGUUUUAUUGUUCAUGGUAGAGAAAAAUGAAGCUUGCAGAAAGGUUGGGCUCAGUGGUCCUGGACUACAGACUUCGUUGCCUUGACUAUACCAGUACAAUUUGUCAUUUACUCCGCACCAGGCUGAAAUGAGCAAAAUCUAUUUGAAGGUAUCUUGUUUGUAAACAUUUGUCAGAUUCUAAUUUUUUUCUUUUUGUAUUAAAAUUCAAAUAUGGAUGUAUAUGAAUCAAAAUAAAUGGAGAUAAUUUUUCUCCCACAGAUGGAGGUCUCUUUGAAUGUGCGCUAAUGAUUAUCUCUAAACUAAGCCUUUGUGGGGAGAGGGAGGGUCGCCACAGAUGGCAGGCAACAGGCUCUGAUCAGACCUGAGUUUCUCCAGGAUGGCAGUGGCCCUCCCUUUCAGAAUCCCAGCCCAUUGUCACCACAUCAGAGGAAAUCUCCAGGGAACUCAUCAGUUGAUCAUACCUGUAAUAACGCUAAUAUGACACAGUACACAUGGCCUGCAUCCAUGCUCUGUGUGAUUGUAGGCAAAUUACUAGUUAGAAACAGCUACCUAUAGUGUAUGAAGGGCAUUUUUUUAGGUGACUUGUCAUUUGUACUCUUUGUUGGGUGUUUGGGUUAACUGCUCCACAUAGGGAAGAGGAGUACACGCAGUGGAGAGGCAGUAGAAAGAGCAGAGAAGGUGUACGCUGCACGUUUCCUUCCAUGUUCUGACCUUACCCAUUGUGUUGCUGUUGUCUUAAUGGCUUCUCUAAAACUCCCAGAGCUGGAUUAUGCAGCUUUGCAAAAACUUCCCUAGACUUUGCACUAAUUCAUACUAGCUUUGUCCUACUGAGUUCUAGAAUUUACCUAGUUUUUGUCUUUUAAAAGUCUCUUGUUUCACGUUGCCCUGCUAUGCAAAACCUUCCCCAGACCUUAGUUUCUAAAAAGAAAACUAUGGCUACAGUUCCCAACUCUCUUAUGACAGGCUCAGGUGUAUAGGUUCCUCUGGGUGUAUACGUUUCCUCAACUGAAGCCCGUUCCUUUUUGUAUAAAGCUCUGCUUACAAACUAAAGAAACUAACUGCUCAAUAUGGAAACAAAUUUUUUGCUUAAAAUAUUAAGAUGGAAGUAGUUAAAUACAGCCUAUUUUGUCCUUUUAGUUAAAAAAAAAAUGUUCCAUGUUGUAUGCACUGUGCCGAUGCAAGAAUUCUACAUUUUACUGAAUUACAAUGUUAUUCUGCAUCUCAUCAUGUCACAGUAUUUCUGUGCUAUUUAUUCAUACAUAUAUGGGCUUAAUCAUAAAAAACUUGUUGCAGCAAGAACUUUCCUACCUGUAGGCAAUAGAUUGCUAUGUUUUUAACAAAUUGUGGUGAAUUCUAAAAAAUUCUUUUUGUACGUAAUAGGACAUUUCAUCCUAAAAAAAUAAAAGUAAUGUUUUUGACAUUGGA